Molecule: messenger RNA, 2454 nt
Organism: Penicillium cataractarum
Lineage: Eukaryota; Fungi; Ascomycota; Eurotiomycetes; Eurotiales; Aspergillaceae
Product: DUF803 domain membrane protein
Exons: 2
Coding region: 1-2454 (817 amino acids)
Biological process (GO): magnesium ion transport
Cellular component (GO): membrane
Molecular function (GO): magnesium ion transmembrane transporter activity
Source: RefSeq, a predicted model, not a curated record
AUGGAUCCACACGAUAGCUUACACCAUGCCUCCACCCUUUUGGCCCGCGCCGACUCCUCAGGCCGCCCAGCUGUCUACAAAGCCGUCGGUAUUUCGCUCGCCGUCGCCUCGGGCGUCUUCAUCGGUAUCUCCUUCGUCAUCAAGAAGAUCGGCCUACUCAAGGCGAACGUCAAGUACAACGAAGAGGCCGGUGAAGGCUACGGAUACCUAAAGAAUGCGUGGUGGUGGCUAGGCAUGACGCUCAUGAUCGUGGGCGAGAUUUGCAACUUUGUCGCAUAUGCUUUCGUCGACGCUAUCCUGGUCACCCCUCUCGGCGCACUCUCCGUCGUUAUUACCACGAUUCUCUCUGCGAUUUUCCUGAAAGAACGACUCAGUUUCGUCGGUAAGGUUGGCUGUUUCUGUUGUAUUAUCGGGUCUAUCGUGAUCGCGAUGAAUGCCCCCGAUCAGUCCUCCGUUAGCGAUAUCCAGGCUAUGCAGAAGUUUGUGAUCGCUCCCGGUUUUCUGACAUAUGCUGGUGUGAUUUUGGUCGGAGCAGCGAUUACGGCGCUUUGGGCGGGUCCCCGGUACGGCAAGAAGAGCAUGUUCGUUUAUAUUAGCAUUUGCAGUAUGGUUGGUGGAUUGAGCGUUGUUGCGACGCAGGGUCUUGGCUCAGCGAUUCUUGCACAGAUCGAUGGCGAGGAGCAGUUCAAGCAUUGGUUUCUUUAUGUGCUGUUCGUCUUUGUGGUUUGCACCCUGCUGACGGAGAUUAUCUACCUCAACAAAGCGCUGAACCUUUUCAAUGCCGCCCUCGUCACCCCGACUUACUACGUCAUGUUCACUAGCGCGACUAUUGUCACUUCCGCCAUCUUGUUCCAGGGAUUCAAGGGAACUGGUAUCCAGAUCGCUACGGUGAUCAUGGGCUUUAUGCAAAUCUGUGCCGGUGUGGUUCUGCUCCAGCUAUCCAAAUCUGCCAAGGAUGUUCCCGAUGCUGCCGUGUUCAAGGGUGACUUGGAUCAGAUCCGUGAGGUGGCUACACAAGAGGAGCCUGAAUAUGAGCCCAAGGCCGACUCCAUCCGCGGUGCUGCAUCUAUUCUUCGUCGUAUCUCGACUACUCGGCGGGAACACGAACAAGAUGAAGCCCGGCGCUUCGUCAACGAAAAGCAAGAAGAUUUCCUGAAGCCACCAGCGGAGAACGAAAUCAUUGAAUGGGAUGGUAUUCGUCGUCGCAAGACCGUCAUUGGAGAGGGACCUACCAUGUCUCGCCCGCACACGCCUCGCACACCCUCGGUUAAACAGCCACUGCCCCCACUGGGAAUGUCUCGAUUCCCCGACCCGGAAGAUGAGAAUGAGAAUCGGCCUAGUACCAAGCAGAGUGGACACUCUUUCCUAGGCGACAUCCGAUCGCGCACCUCAAGCAUUCUCCAGCACGGUCAAUGGUUGCCUGUUCACAAGGAAGACGAGAAGAGCCUGAGUGCCAACAUUGAUACGGAAAUGACGAAUCGGAAGAGCGCCGUCGACACGGAAUACUAUGGUGCUGGAGGCCUCGAACCUCCCUUCCGCCCCGGAGGCCGCGAGCGCAGCGACACACCCCGUUCUAUCUCUUGGGCUGACGAGAAGGCCGACGAAGACCGACCUCAGACUCAUCACGCUCUUGAACCGCCAUAUGCUGCACGCCGUCAAUUCUCCUUCAACAGCAUGUUCAACCGUCGCAAGGCGCAGAGCACUCCGACAUCCCCUAAACGCACCGCUAGCCCACCUCGCGGUAUCCUACGCCGCAACCACGGCAUAGACGGGGACAAGUCUGCCACUGAAGAAGAGCGUCUCGGUCUUGUCCGCGGUGACUCACGCACUGCUGACGAAACCCUGGGCGAGAAACUCGAACGCUGGUCCAGCGCCGAAUCUGACGCUGCCGAAAUUCAACCUAUGCACCGAUACCCGCUGCCUUCUGGUCGCGCCCACGGCGAUUCAGUCUCUAGCAUGUCGACGUCUGCAUUCCCACCAUAUGAAGACCACCAUGCUUUCUACGCGCAGUCCGGAAAUGUGUCGAACCCGUACUACUUGCCGCACGCUAGGCAGGCGACUGCCUCGCCUGAGCACACGGACGAACAUGAAGGUGGAUGGAACGCACCACGCUCACGCACGAGAACGAAUUCCUCGUCACACCCACGCGCCCCUCCUCCCGCGCAGUCCUCGUUCUCGACGCACCGCCAUCCAAACCCGCUACCGCCACUGCCGGAUAAUACACCCCUCACACUAGACGGGGGUGUGCGAUCUGCCUCAUCCGAGUCCUCUGAUAUGGGCGUCGCGUCUAUUUCCUCGACUGAGGCUCGUGAUGAUGAUAAUACGCCUGCGGCUGGAGUUACUCGACAGCACAGUGGUUGGCGCCGACACAUGUCCGAGACUAGCAGUGUGGAAGGCGAGAGCUAUGAAACGAGGAGUCCCCCUCGUGGAGGUUCGAAGGGAGCGUUUCUUUAA